Messenger RNA from Chaetomium globosum CBS 148.51, 1089 nucleotides. RefSeq lists its product as uncharacterized. NCBI's taxonomy places the organism in Eukaryota, Fungi, Ascomycota, Sordariomycetes, Sordariales, Chaetomiaceae. Gene Ontology annotation, molecular function: translation initiation factor activity; metallopeptidase activity. The record is from RefSeq and is a predicted model, not a curated record. Bases 1 to 1089 code for a protein of 362 amino acids. The transcript is spliced from 3 exons. Gene Ontology annotation, cellular component: eukaryotic translation initiation factor 3 complex; cytoplasm; eukaryotic 43S preinitiation complex.
AUGUGCCGUGCAAGUCGGCGCAGGUCGAGUCACUUGUAUGUACCCAGCCAAAUUUCAGACAAGGACCAAGUGCCCCGCCAUCACUGCUCCUCGAGCUUCCCGACCACCGCCACGGGAUCCAUUGUGGGUAUGGACAACAAUGGAGUUAUCGAAAUCACAAAUGCCUUCCCGUUCCCCACGGUCGACGUCUCCGGCACCGACAGCCACCAGUCCGACGCAACUAGCCUUGCCGCGGCCGCUCCCCGCGCGAAAGCCAACAUCGCCUACCAGAACGAGAUGAUUAGACACCUUAAGGAGGUUAAUGUGGAUGCGAACAACGUCGGUUGGUACACGAGUGCGACCAUGGGGAACUUCAUCAACCUUAGCUUCAUCGAGAACCAACACCAUUACCAGCGCGACAAUGACAAGACGGUUGCGCUCGUCCACGAUGUCAGCAGAAGUUCUCAGGGCGCCCUGAGUCUACGCGCUUUUAGGUUGUCGCCGGAGUUCAUGGCUGCUUUCAAGGAGGGGAAGUUUACAACGGAAAGCCUCCAGAAGUCGAAACUAACAUUUAGGGAUAUCCUCGUCGAAGUCCCUGUGGUUGUCCACAACUCCCAUCUCCUCACCUCAUUCCUGCACCAAAUCCCCGCCCCACCAAAGUCGGCCGAGAUCCCGCUUCCGGCUUCGCUCGAAGACAUCCGUCGCGAUCCCGCUCAACUGCCCGCGCACCCAUCCUUCGACACUCUGGAUCUUUCGAUCGAUCCUUUCCUCGAGAAGACCUGCGAUUUGUUGCUCGAUAGCAUCGAGUCCCACUACUCCGAUCUCAACAACCACCAGUACUAUCAGCGGCAGCUUACCCGUGAGCAAUUCAAGAUCACACAAUGGCAAACAAAGCGCAAGGCAGAGAAUGCUGCGCGCUUAGCAGCAAAGCAACAGCCCCUUCCUGAGGAUGAGUGGCAGAGACUCUUCAAACUCCCGCAGGAGCCCAGCCGGCUUGAGGGCAUGCUCAACGCUCGGCAAGUUGAGCAGUACAGCAAGCAAGUGGAUGGUUUCACUGCGAGCAUUACCACUAAGAUGUUCGCCGUGAGGGGGAACUUACUGCCCGAGUGA